AUGACUUCUUUCAUCCCACGAAGCGCCUUCCCGCCUCUUACCUCACUUCCGAGAUCGUAUUAUCUCGGGCAUCAUGCCGCGGGUUUAUCCAAGAUGAGAACGCUGCUUAGGCAGAUCGAUCUUAUCAUCGAAUGUCGAGACCAGCGUAUUCCUCUCACUUCGCGGAAUCCCAUGUUCGAGGAAAGUUUGGCGGGACGGGAACGCAUGAUUGUCUACACCAAAAAUGAUCUUGGAAACACUGGCAGCCGCGAAGAUUUGCAGAAACAUAAAUUGAUCCGCGAAUGGCAUCGACCAGCAAAGGUCAUUUUCUCCGAUUACAAGAAUCGUAGAGAUCUACGGAGGAUACUGGACCACAUCAAGGAAGCAAGCCAAGCCCGUGGUGCUCUGACAGGAUCACAUCUUAUGGUGGUGGGAAUGCCAAAUGUUGGAAAGUCAACAUUACUCAAUGCGCUUCGCCACGAGGGCGUAGGCAAGGGCAAAGCCGCGCAUACUGGGGCCCAACCAGGUAUCACACGAAAGAUCGGCACGGGAGUCAAAAUCGUUGAGCCUGAUGAAAGCGGCUCGGGUGCUGUCUAUCUGCUCGACACGCCUGGAGUCUUCAUCCCGUAUGUUCCAGAUCCUGAGGCUAUGCUCAAGCUAGCAUUAUGUGGGAGCGUCAAAGACAAUCUUGUCCCUGCUCUAAACCUUGCCGACUACCUGCUUUUCCGCCUUAACCUACAUUCUCCAUCGUUAUACUCGGAAUAUUCGGAGCCGACAAACGAUAUCAUGGUGCUACUUGAUGCAAUCGCACGGAAAACCGGUCGAUUGCAACGGGGUGGCACUCCAGAUCUUGAAGGAACAGCAUUAUGGAUGAUUCAGAGGUGGCGGAAUGGCCAUCUAGGGGUCUUCACUUUGGACGAAGUGUCAGUGGAAGCUUUGCAAAGAUAUGAUGACCAAUCGCUGGUGGGGAGCAGUCUAAAUCAGGCUCGCAAGGCUGGCAAAGAGGCCUUGAAGAUGCGAGCAAAGGUCAAAUAUGCCGGCGCAAAUGCAGAAUAGGCUGGAGACCAUGAAAGAUGUGGUACUUAGGUAUAGAGAGUCACUAUGUAAAUCAUUGUAUAUCACGUGACAUGACGAUUCUCUGCCUGCACGCCGCGUUUCCCUGGAAAUGUCCGCGAUGCGCGUGAAGGUGCGCAAG
Dissoconium aciculare CBS 342.82 is the source of this 1174-nucleotide messenger RNA. Its product is annotated as GTPase. The record is from RefSeq and is a predicted model, not a curated record. Lineage: Eukaryota; Fungi; Ascomycota; Dothideomycetes; Mycosphaerellales; Dissoconiaceae. Gene Ontology annotation, cellular component: mitochondrion. The transcript is spliced from 2 exons. Gene Ontology annotation, molecular function: GTP binding; GTPase activity. Bases 1 to 1035 code for a protein of 344 amino acids.